Populus trichocarpa (black cottonwood) is the source of this 5526-nucleotide messenger RNA. Its product is annotated as putative 1-phosphatidylinositol-3-phosphate 5-kinase FAB1D. Gene Ontology annotation, cellular component: endosome membrane. Gene Ontology annotation, biological process: phosphatidylinositol phosphate biosynthetic process. The transcript is spliced from 13 exons. Gene Ontology annotation, molecular function: ATP binding; 1-phosphatidylinositol-3-phosphate 5-kinase activity. The record is from RefSeq and is a predicted model, not a curated record. NCBI's taxonomy places the organism in Eukaryota, Viridiplantae, Streptophyta, Magnoliopsida, Malpighiales, Salicaceae. The coding region runs from base 245 to 5245 and encodes 1666 amino acids.
UCUGCUGCUGCCCUUAUUUCUCCUCCUCCAUUCUCCCCUCUUGUGACCCCUCUCUAUUUUGGAUGUGGACUUCACAACAAUUCUUUUCUUUCUUCUUUACUGAAAAAGAACUUACAGAUUUUGCCUUCAAACGUUGUGGAAGUUUUUAGUUCAGUUUAGUGUUUUUGCUUAUAAAGAUUGAAACUUGAUCAUUGAAACAAGAAACAAUAACCAUAUCACUGUACCCUUUUGGUUUCUUUAACACAUGUGUCAUUAUUGUGGUGCUGAUCGGACUAAGUUGAAGGAUGAAAAGAAGAAACUAGAGAAUGGAGGUUGUUUAAAACUAAAUGGUGAAGAGCCCAUUUGGUCUUGCCGACUUUGUCAGGAAAAGCAGGAACCAGAUUUGAUGAACCGUGAUGGUUCGAGUCAUUCUAUAUUACCACUGAUCAGUCCAGCUACUACGUUGCCUAGCAGUGAUAGAUUUAUGUCUAGCUGCAGCGAUCUUUAUGUCGAUGUAAACUCGCAUGACUGGGCUCAUCAAGAGGAAGAAGCAGCACGCAGUGCUCAGAAGGAUCUCAGUUAUGGGAUGAAUGACCAACUGCACAACUCAAGAUUGGAAGCUCCUUUAAAUAGAGUGGAUGGAUUACUUAAAGCGACAGAAAACAACUUGAAGGAUAGUCAUAACGGAACUGAUAGAGAGACAGUGAGAGAUGUAGAAAUUGUGGAACUUCUUCACGGUCAAGAAGCAAAAGAUAAUGCUUUUGAGAAAUGUGUUGGAUCUUCAAACGAAGGAAGUGAUGUUUCUCAAAUCAGUGAUGAUGAAGUAGAUGCGCAGGUUUGGGAGCCUCCUGAAGCAGAAGAUCCAGAGGAUGAUUUGGAUGGCAGUGUGGCUUUUAUCGAUGACGACGACGAUGAGUGUGGUGACGGAACAGAAUGGGGUAAACCUAGUUCUUUGAGUUACUCGAGGGAUGAAGGCAGUCGGAGCUUCAAGUUCAAAGAAGAAAAACAAAAGGCAAUGGACGAAGUAGUUAACGUGAAAUUCAAGGCUGUCGUGAGUCAACUUCUUAAAACUGCAGGUGUUGCCUCUCUGAUGAGAGAUGGUGAAAGUUGGGUGGAUAUUGUUACUUAUUUAUCAUGGGAAGCUGCUUCGUUUUUGAAGCCUGAAGCAAUAGAUCGGAAAGCAAUGGAUCCAGAUGGCUAUGUGAAAGUGAAAUGCAUUGCAACUGGUUCUCGUAGUGAAAGUGAAGUAGUGAAAGGCUUGGUCUUUAAAAAGCGUGCUGCUCACAAGCACAUGCCCACUAAGUACAAGAACCCCAGGUUGUUGCUGAUCCAAGGUGUGCUUGGUCAGUCUUCAAGUGGAUUGUCAUCGUUUAAAUCAAUGGAGCAGGAAAAGGAUAAUCUGAGGGCUCUCAUUGAGACCAUAGAAAUGUGCCAUCCAAAUGUAGUUUUAGUAGAAAAAUCUGUUUCUCGUGAUGUCCAAGAGUGCAUCCUAGCAAAAGGAAUGACACUGGUCUAUGACAUGAAGCUCCAUCGACUAGAAAGAAUUGCUCGCUGUACUGGUUCGCCAAUUUUAUUAUCUGAUGCUUUAAUGAAUCAGAAGUUAAAGCAAUGUGAUUCCUUUCAUAUUGAGAGAUUUGUUGAGGAACAUGUUGCGGUAUGCGAAGGAGGAAAGAAGCCAAGGAAGACAUUGAUGUUCAUCGAGGGCUGUCCAACAUGUCUGGGAUGUACAAUUUUGUUGAAAGGAAGUCAUAGUGAUGAGUUGAAGAGGGUUAAAUAUGUGGUCCAAUUUGCUGUAAUCAUGGCAUAUCACUUGAUUCUUGAGACAUCGUUUCUUGUUGAUUGGAAGGCAAUGUUCUCUUCAGAAAUAUUUGGUGGAGUAGUUAAUACCUCAUCAAUAGAUCAACACUCUUCUGCUUUAGAAACUAGGAUUCCUUGUGUUGAGGAGUCUACAACUGAAAGUGGUUCAUCUAUCAUUGAUAUUCCCAUUUCUAAUGGAUUUCAUGAAGAAGGUUCCCACAAUAUAAACAUAGGAUUAGAGGGAUAUGAUCCUGCAGUUUUUUCUGGAUUUUCCUCUCUUUCAGCCUCUCUGAAGAAAGUUAUGGGGGACAGCUUUCCUCUUGUCUCCUCUCCUCCUUAUCGGUCCUUGUCUAAUUACUUUGGCUUCAAUGGACAAGAAACUAAUGGUCAAAUCAUGGAAGAGGUUCCAGUUUUAAAAACUUUGGAAGCUUUUGACCCUAGUGAUAUGGAAGGUAAAAAGGAUUCUGAUGAAGAGAAGUCUGCCAAUGAUGGACAACCUCAAUCUUUGUCACCUUACUCUGUAGCCACUCUGGACAGCGGAAAUGAUGUUGGAAAUAAAGAAGAUCAAAUCCAAAGUAAGGGUGAUGCCAAUGCAGUGUUGGAUUCUCAGAGUAUUUUGGUUUUGAUGUCUAGACGGAAUGCCUUGAGAGGGAUUAUAUGUGAGCAAAGCCAUUUUUCUCAUAUAAUGUUCUACAGGAAUUUUGAUGUUCCCCUUGGAAAGUUUCUUCGGGAUAAUUUACUCAAUCAGAGAAGCCAGUGCAACACUUGCGGUGAGUUGCCUGAGGCUCACUUUUACUAUUAUGCUCAUCAUAAUAAGCAGUUGACAAUACGAGUUAAAAGGCUUUUCAAGACUUUGCCUGGAGAAGGUGAAGGAAAACUUUGGAUGUGGAUUCGCUGUGGUAAAUGUAAACAUGAAAGCAGAUUACCAAAAUCUACUAAACGAGUCUUGAUUUCAACUGCUGCGCGUAGUCUGUCUUUCGGAAAAUUCUUGGAGAUAAGCUUUUCUCACCAAUUUUCAUCUGGUAGCUUGUUCAGCUGUGGCCAUUCGCUUGAGAGAGACUUCCUCUACUUCUUUGGAUUGGGUCCAAUGGCAGCAAUGUUUAAAUACUCUCCAGUGACAACCUAUAAUGUGUCUCUCCCACCCCAGAAGCUGGAGUUCUAUCAUUCAAUCAGACUUGAUGGCCUCAAGAAAGAAUUCCAUGCUGUUUAUUCAAAAGGGAUGCUGAUCUUCAAUGGGGUUGGUGAGGCGUUGAAGAAUUUAAGAUCUCGAUUUGCAGGGUCAGUUCUGAACCUUCAAGGUUCAUUGAAAGAAUUCUCUGAUAUUGAAGAUAUGUUGAAGCAGGAGAGUUCUGAGUUUGAGUUAAACAUUCAGAAUGCAGUUGCUAAGAAUGGUGAUGAGGCUGUUUACAAGCUUCUUAGUUUGAAUCAGUUAUCAUGGGAGCUUCUUCUUGAAUCAUGCAUUUGGGAAAGACGCCUGCAUUCAUUGCUCUUGCCUGAUACUUUGAUGUUAGUAACCGGUGCCAGUAAGAAAGAAUUGCAGGAACAGUUUGAGUCGCAGAUGACUGACACUGCUGAUGGAAAAAUCCAGUGGAAUGAUAAUACUUUGGGAAGCAGUGAUGAAGUUUCUGACAACAGUGGCAAUUUAAGGGACAUGCUCAGUACAACUGUCGAGGCAAGUGAAUUUUCAAUCAAAGAAAUUCCAGUUGAUGAUCAUGUUCAUGAAUUUAGGAAGCAGGAUAAUCUUUACACCUCAUCUGCUGUGGCUGAGGAUAUUGAGAGGUCAAGAGUGAGUGGUCUGAGCCAGAACAGAUUUAUCAACCAAGAACUAUCUGUGAAACCUAGUGGCUCUGCCCACCAGCAUUCUGAUGAUGGAAAUUGCCAAGCAGACUAUUUAUCUGAUGUACAAGUUGAAAGAACCAUUCCAAUUACUACAAGUAUAGGGAGCAGUGAUUCUUUUGUUGAUUCUGAUUCAAUUAAAAAGGGUACGUCUGCACGUUCUUUGGCAUCCAGCUUAGAGAACUCAAAUGGAUGGUUCUGGAUGCCAUUUCCAGAAAUCCGACAGAUCUACAUGAAGGAUCUUCAGAGAGGUUUCAUGCCAAAAUUUCAGUCUAUCAGUAGCAAUAUUCAGGAACACAUGUCUGCAGCCCAUCAGCUAAUCACCAAGGAAUGCCAGAGGCUGCACAUCCCUCUUGGAACUGAUAAUUAUAUGGUGAAAGAUUAUGAUGAUGAACUCUCUAGCAUAAUUGCCUGUGCACUGGCAUUUUUGAAAGGUCAACCUAUUUCAACAGAGCUUUACAAUGAGGAUGAUAGGAAAGAGGGUGGCAUGUCUUUUAAAUCAACUGAUAGUUUAGACAUACUGACUCGAAUUCCUACAAUGAUCUCCCCACAUUGGUCCUCUAAUGGUUCUGAUUCAGAUUCUGUCCAUUCUAUGCUAAACAUUUCUUCGGACGAGUCGCGCUUGUCCAGCUUUGAUGGGCUGAAUUUGUUGGAAUCACUUGUUCGUCCAGAAAAUCUUAGCCCUGAAGUCGCUUUUGGGCGGUCAAAAUCACUUGGAAAGGGUAAAUACUCAGUAAUUUGUCUAUACGCUAAGCAGUUCCAUGAUCUUCGGAAUCGAUGCUGUCCAUCUGAACUUGAUUAUAUCGCUUCCUUAAGUCGUUGUAAGAAUUGGGAUGCAAAAGGUGGAAAGAGCAAAUCCUUUUUUGCAAAGACACUUGAUGACAGAUUUAUUAUAAAGGAAAUCAAGAAGACAGAAUUUGAGUCAUUUGUGAAGUUUGCUCCACAUUAUUUCAAAUACAUGAACGAGUCAUUUGAGUUAGGAAACCAAACUUGCCUUGCAAAAGUUCUGGGGAUUUAUCAGGUGAUCCUUAGACAGACAAAAAGCGGGAAAGAGAUCAAGCAUGAUCUAAUGGUCAUGGAGAAUCUUACCUUUGGUCGAAACAUUACUCGCCAGUAUGAUCUUAAGGGAGCUUUACAUGCUAGAUACAAUUCAGCAGCUGAUGGUUCAGGAGAUGUUCUUUUGGAUCAAAACUUUGUUGAUGACAUGAAUUCCUCUCCACUGUAUGUCAGUAAUACAGCAAAGCGUCUCCUGGAACGGGCUGUUUGGAAUGACACAACUUUUCUUAACUCAAUCAAUGUAAUGGAUUAUUCUUUACUGGUCGGAGUAGACACCCAGCGACGAGUGCUUGUGUGUGGGAUUAUUGAUUAUCUCAGGCAGUAUACCUGGGACAAGCAGCUGGAAACAUGGGUGAAGUCUUCCCUUGUUCCUAAAAAUCUGUUGCCAACUGUUAUAUCUCCUAUAGAGUACAAAAAGAGGUUCAGAAAGUUCAUGACUGCGCACUUCUUGAGUGUCCCGGAUAACUGGUGCUCACAGAGUUCCUCUAACCCUUGUGAACUUUGUGGCACCAGAGAUGAUGAUCCAUCCCAAUCCACGUCCCGAAAACAAGGAGGGCAGAAUGGGCUUACUCAUUAGUUUCAACAUCUGGUUCAUGAUUCUUUGAAAUUUGUUUUCGGCCAGUUCAUUUUACUGUACAUAGAUGUCACAACUAUAUAGCCAACCCUAUAAUAUCAGCCCAUUUUUAGCAAAUUUAUGGGGAUAGUUUUGUUUCUACAGGUCUGCCAAUGUCACCCUAUAGCAAAAUGCUUGUAAUUCUGUGAAUGUAUUGAGAAAAUUGUAGAGAGCCAUGAACUGGUUAUUUCAAAUGAAUCCAAAAAAGAAAACAAAAUGCAGCUAUUGUUAGUAGCUUUCUUGCA